This is a messenger RNA of Aspergillus puulaauensis, 1296 nucleotides long. RefSeq names its product polysaccharide lyase family 1 protein (gene plyC). NCBI's taxonomy places the organism in Eukaryota, Fungi, Ascomycota, Eurotiomycetes, Eurotiales, Aspergillaceae. Bases 1 to 1296 code for a protein of 431 amino acids. The transcript is spliced from 4 exons. The record is from RefSeq and is a predicted model, not a curated record.
AUGCAGCUCCCCCGAGCCCUCCUCCUCGCCUUCCUAGGCCUCACCACCUCAACCAGUGCCCUCCUCGCCUUCCCCGGCGCAGAAGGCUUCGGUGCCAACGCCGUCGGCGGUCGGGGCGGUGAUAUCUACGUCGUCACGAACCUCGAGGACUCAGGCGAGGGAUCCCUCCGCGACGCCGUAUCCGCAACCGAUCGCAUCGUCGUCUUCGCUGUCGGCGGAGUCAUCAACAUCGACGAUCGCAUUGUCGUCUCCAAGCGCGUGACUAUCCUAGGCCAGACGGCGCCAGGCGACGGAAUCACGGUUUAUGGGAAUGGCUGGUCGUUUUCGAAUGCGGAUGAUGCGAUUGUGCGGUAUAUCCGGAUUCGAAUGGGCCGCGGUGGCGACUCCGGAAAAGACGGGCUCACCAUCGCCGAAGGCAAAAACAUGAUCUUCGACCAUGUCUCGGUGUCCUGGGGCCGGGACGAGACGUUCUCGAUCAGCGGGACGGCGGAGAAUAUCACGGUGCAGAACACGAUUAUCGCGCAGGGCCUGGAGACGCACUCGUGCGGGGGCCUGAUGCAGACGGACGGCGGGGUGUCGCUGUUCCGGAACCUUUAUAUCGAUAACAAGACGCGGAAUCCGAAGGUGAAGGGGGUGAAUGAGUUUACGAAUAACGUGGUGUAUAACUGGGGCGGCGGCGGGGGGUAUAUUGCGGGGGAUUCGGAUGGGGAGUCUCACGCCAACAUCAUCGGCAACUACUUCAUCAGCGGGCCCUCAACCAGCGUGACGGCGUUUACGCGAGGAAAUGCCAACUUCCACGGCUAUGUCGAGAACAACUUCUACGACCCAGACCAGGAUGGGACUCUAUCUGGCUCUGAGCUCGGCGCUUCAUCUGAUAGCUACGGCGGCAUUGAGAUCGUCGACACCAAGUAUGACUAUCCUGCUGUGGAGAAUACCUUGACCCCCGAUGAGGCCGUCACCUAUGUUACUGAGAACGUCGGCGCCUCUCUUGUCCGCGACGAAGUGGACACGAAUCUCGUCGAGCAGGUCCUCUCGUACGGAACAGACGGCGCCUUGAUCUCCGACGAGGACGACUUUGGUGGAGUUGGCGAGUUGGACGGCGGCUCCACGCCGACUGAUACCGAUGGCGAUGGUAUCCCCGAUGAUGUGGAAGCUGAUUUAGGGACUGAUCCGAAUGUGAAAGAUUCUACGGAGAUUGAUAGCAGCACGGGCUACUCGUGGUUGGAGGUUUGGGCGAACUCCUUGGUUCCUGCUAGUUAUGCGUCGCAGGCGAAUGGUACCAGCACGAGGAAGUAG